Messenger RNA from Zootermopsis nevadensis, 388 nucleotides. The record is from RefSeq and is a predicted model, not a curated record. NCBI's taxonomy places the organism in Eukaryota, Metazoa, Arthropoda, Insecta, Blattodea, Termopsidae.
GUCGAGAGUCUUUAUUUUUCUUUGUAAUGUUGCAGGUAAUUCUGACGAAUGGGAAAGUGGGUUUUUUGACCGUGGGUCAUGGGAGGAAAUUAUGUCACCUUGGGCGCAAACUGUGGUGUGUGGACGUGCUCGUUUGGGUGGAAUCCCUGUUGGAGUGAUAGCUGUUGAGACUCGCACAGUAGAGCUUAAUCUGCCAGCUGACCCUGCUAAUCUUGAUUCAGAAGCAAAGACUGUAUCCCAAGCAGGUCAGGUGUGGUUUCCAGACUCGGCGUACAAAACUGCUCAAGCCAUUCUAGACUUCGGUCAUGAGGAUCUCCCUCUAAUCAUCUUUGCUAACUGGAGAGGGUUUUCAGGAGGAAUGAAGGGUAAGUCUGUGACACUGGUGUAA